AUGAUGGAUAGUUGUAUAUUGGAAGGUCAACCGCUGUCUAAGCGGUCUCUACGUGCUAUUGUGGAGUCAUACAAAGAUGGUCCUCAAUUGAUGGAGUCUAUAAGGCAGGCCCAGGCAGAUCAAGAUUUCUCUACAGUAUUCAUAAAAGAGCAUGAAGGUUAUGCUCAGCUACAUGGUACUCAUACCUCUUCAAUUAGGACGUGCCACAAUUUGAGACAAUCUAAAGGUGGCGGUGAACUGUUCCUGUUCAUACAUGGUUUAGGUGGAACCCUCGAACAAUUCGAGCCGGUGCUAAGAGAAUUGGAUCAAAGAAAUAAGAGCUUCUUGGCGUUUGACCUGCCCGGUUUUGGUAAGAGUGAUGAAUGGGACCAGUAUCCGAUGCUAGAUGUUGUAAAGUCCAUUGACUGGCUGAUACACCAAUUAACGAACAAUCUAAAAUUUGAGAAGCUUAACCUAAUUGGGCACUCUAUGGGGUGCUACCUUGCAGUUCACUUCUAUCUAUUAUUUCAUGAAUCCUGGUGCAUUAGCAGACUUGUUCUCUUGGCACCGCCAAAGCCCAAUGUCGAUCAGUUAUCGAAAAGUAAAUACUUGAUUCAGUUCGGUUUACAAACUGGUUUUAGGUUCCCAUGGAUGUUUGACAUAUAUAGGACAAGAUUCGAUCAAUCUAAGGGUUUAUCAAGCUCAGGAAUCAAACAAUUCUUUUAUCGUGACGGCGAUAUCACAGAUAAAUAUCGGAAACUCUGGCAAUUUCACAAUAAUGUUCAAAUCAAAAGCCGAAGCAUCUUUGGAUACUUUCUUGGUUGGGAAGAGAUUGAUUGGAAUGUAUUAAAUAGGGUACUCUCUCACCAGGAAUCCAAGACAAAGCUGCUAAUUUUAUGUGGUGAGAAAGAUACCAUUACCCCAGAGAAAUACUCUCGUGAGAUUUAUGACCUUCUCAGUGAUGUGCCGUCUAAGGAAAUUAUCACCAUUCCAAACUGUGGUCACAACCUGUGCUUUGAUUUGCCAGAGGUGGUGAACCAGAUAUUCUGUGAUAGUAUUCUCCAGUAA
Molecule: messenger RNA, 1047 nt
Organism: Torulaspora delbrueckii
Lineage: Eukaryota; Fungi; Ascomycota; Saccharomycetes; Saccharomycetales; Saccharomycetaceae
Gene: LDH1
Product: triacylglycerol lipase
Exons: 1
Coding region: 1-1047 (348 amino acids)
Source: RefSeq, a predicted model, not a curated record